ACAAUUUACGAAGUUUCACCAAAAAUCACAGACGCGAAGAAGAAAGCACCCUCCACUUCCUCCACUCUCUUCAGCUUAGGCUUUCAAUACAUAUAUAUAUAUACAUAUAUAUCUCUAUAUCUAUACAUUAUCUAUAUAUACAUAUACAUAUAGGAGAGAGGGGACGGAGAGGAGGAAAAUUUGGAAGAGAUUAAUUGUAGGAAAAAAAAAUUUAAUGGCGCAGAGCAACAAUGGAAAAUUAAUGCCGAAUCUAGACCAAAACAGCACGAAGCUGCUGAAUUUGACUGUUCUGCAACGAAUCGAUCCUUUCGUUGAAGAAAUUCUCAUCACCGCCGCUCAUGUUACUUUCUAUGAAUUCAACAUCGACACAAGCCAAUGGAGUCGAAAAGAUGUGGAAGGAUCUCUUUUUGUAGUCAAGAGGAAUACUCAACCUCGCUUUCAGUUUAUUGUGAUGAACAGGAGAAAUACAGAUAACUUGGUGGAGAAUCUCUUGGAAGACUUUGAGUUUGAAGUACAGGUGCCAUAUUUAUUGUACCGCAAUGCAGCCCAGGAAGUGAAUGGAAUAUGGUUCUAUAAUGCACAUGAAUGUGAAGAGGUUGCUAAUCUCUUUACAAGGAUACUGAAUGCAUAUUCCAAGGUGCCCACAAAAUCAAAAGUCUCUUCAGCAAAGAGUGAGUUCGAGGAAUUGGAAGCUGUCCCAACUAUGGCUGUUAUGGAUGGUCCACUGGAGCCGCCAUCGUCAACUUCCUCAAAUGUUGCAGAUGUUCCUGAUGAUCCUUCCUUUGUAAAUUUUUUUAGUACUGCUAUGACUGUUGGAAGUGCUAAUGCAACAGUUGCUGGUCAACCUUACCAUCCAUCUGCAACAAUUCCACCUUCCCGUCCACAAGGUGCUGUUACCCCUCCUACGGGAACAAUACGAACACCAUCUCCCCCUCUUUCAACAACCAACCCCCUAAUGCCUCUCCUUGAAACUCCCGAACACAACAAUGAUACCAAGCGAUCAGCUAAUUUAGUGAAGCCAUCAACCUUUUUUGGUCCCCCUCCUUCCUCCUCUCCACUUAUGGUGCCGCCGGUCUCUUCAUCUAUGCCAACUGCUCCCCCACUCCAUCCUCCUGGGAGCCUCCAGCGCCCAUAUGGUGCUCCUUUGCUUCAACCAUUUCCACCACCGACUCCCCCACCAUCUCUUACCCCAACUGCUGCUCCUACACCUAACUAUGCACCUGCUAUUUCCAGAGACAAAGUUCGUGAGGCGCUUCUGGUACUUGUUCAGGAUAAUCAAUUCAUCGACAUGGUUUACCGGGCGGUGCUGAAUGCUCAUUCAUCAUGACCAAUCAAUUGCUGCUAUAUACUUGGUGAAGUCAUUGCUUACUGUGCAUUUUUUAGGUUUUUAUGAAUAUACUUUGGUUUAAGACAUCUUCUGUAUAGGAUUUACUUUAUUUAUGCUCAGAUCUCAAAACAUUGUUACUGUAUUA
Coffea eugenioides is the source of this 1472-nucleotide messenger RNA. RefSeq names its product mRNA-decapping enzyme-like protein. Gene Ontology annotation, molecular function: mRNA binding; enzyme activator activity. Lineage: Eukaryota; Viridiplantae; Streptophyta; Magnoliopsida; Gentianales; Rubiaceae. Gene Ontology annotation, biological process: deadenylation-independent decapping of nuclear-transcribed mRNA; deadenylation-dependent decapping of nuclear-transcribed mRNA; positive regulation of catalytic activity. The transcript is spliced from 8 exons. Gene Ontology annotation, cellular component: P-body. Bases 215 to 1327 code for a protein of 370 amino acids. The record is from RefSeq and is a predicted model, not a curated record.